Molecule: messenger RNA, 438 nt
Organism: Closterium sp. Naga37s-1
Lineage: Eukaryota; Viridiplantae; Streptophyta; Zygnematophyceae; Desmidiales; Closteriaceae
Source: the annotation of a GenBank genome assembly
AUGUUCUGUCCAAGCGCGGCCCCAAUCUCGUCGGGGUUCUUGUUCUUCAACGCGGCCUCCUCCCCGAACCUCCCCUCAUCAAGUUUCGGCAACUCCCCCUCUCCCCGCGUUCCCUCUCGCACCGGUCCCUCUCCCCGCAUUCCCUCUCCCACCGUUUCCUCUCGCACCGGUCCCUCUCCCCGCGUUCCCUCUCCCACCGUUUCCUCUCGCACCGGUCCCUCUCCCCGCGUUCCCUCUUCCCGCGUUCCCUCUCGCACCGGACCCUCUCCCCGCGUUCCCGCUCGCACCAGCCCCUCUCCCCGCAUCCCCUCUCUCAACAGUCCCUCUACCCGCGUUCCCUGCGUGCACCUGGGGUUGCCUACCUCUACCGGUCGCGUUCGCAGCAGUUGGUUGCGCGGGGGUGCUGAUGUGGACGUCCGGGUUCCCUGGCAACAGUGA